UUGUGAACAUUGAGCCAAGCAACCAUGAGGAAAAAAACUAGUGUAAUCAAGAUUUGGGCUGAAGGGAAAAUAGAGGGAUUGACAUCAAAAUAAGCUAACAAGGCAAACAAUAGUGCAAUGAAGAAAAAAAAAAGCACUCGUUUUUUUAGCUUGUUUUCCCCAGUCUACCCCCAUUCAGCAAAUCUGUAGAAAGCAAUCAAGGUUUGUCAUUUUAAUCUGGUAUUAACGUCCACUGUUUACAGUUACUAUAACUACUGUACUACAGUUGAAACUGUCGGCUGUAGGGUGAGCAUGGCUGCACAAGUCUACACAUGUAUAUGCUUACUUUAACCAGAUUAAAAAAUUGAUCAAGUUCUACAGUCAAACUUGAGGGCAAUGUCUGCAGAAAUACCCCAAAACCGAACUGUGGUAGAAACCAGUUUGAGUCAAAAGACAAACAUCUUUCAAUCUGUCAGCUCUGUUGUCCAGCAUCAUGAAGAAAACCAGUCGAGCUGCCAACUACCUCCAAUGAGUGAAUCUGACCCUAGUUUUCCAUCUAAGUCGGUGAGUCAGGAGGCUUUUGAGGAACAGCGGGUAUCUGAAAUGGGCAGAUCUGCCUGCCAACCUGCCCAACAUAUGUCUGAAAGAUCCCCUCAAGAGAAUCCAGGCCAAAAUGAGCUUCUCCUUCAGCGUCAGGUGAAGCAGUUGCAGAGGGUUUUACAGGAACAGAACGCACUGCUCUCUCUUAUCAGUCCAGGACUGAUUUUAUCUCCCACAUUCUUAGCGCACUGGCAAGCCCAGACACCUCAAAGCUCUUCAGAAGCUGAUCCCCUCAACCCUACUGAGAAUUUAGAUGCCUUCAAGGAAAGCUCAACCAAACCCUCAUAUUCUGGCCAGGCUGAGAAUGAGUCAGAGGCUCUGGCAACUAAUAACAGCAAUGAUGUUGCACCAUCAGCAGAGCUCAGAUGCUUGUUUCCUAUUAAAGAAGAGUCUUCAGAAACUGCACAAGAAGACUGUCCUCUUAGCCCUUUCGGAUUGAGGCAAGGUCUCCCACCAAACCCAGAGGAAAGGUAUCAUAUGAUGCCUAUUCGACCAGGACUGAGAGAAGAGCAAAAAACAUUUGAAGAGUUUGUUGAAGAACAUCUCAAAACAGACCAGGCUGUUCUCCAAUAUGAGAAUCAGGUUAGUACACAAAUCAUAGGAGCAGAGAAGAGGAAUUUCCUUCGUAAAGGAGAAGGAACAUCUAGAAUUUCAAAGGGUAAGGACUGCUCACAAAAUGUGAAGAGGAGAUGCUCUAUUAGUCCACAAACAAUGAACAUAAAGCCUAGUCAGAAGUCGGUACGACCCACUGAAGAGAUGCCAAAUAGGAGCAGUCCUGCUCUGAAGGGUGUAGGAAACCUCAGUGACCAAAGAUCUGGCCUGGAAGACUCUCUAAAGAGGACCGCUGAUCUACAAGAAGAUAAUUAUUCAUCAAACAGCAAAGGGAAAGUCAAAGCUUUGACUGCUAAUAUUGCUAACAAUGCAGCCUCACUUAAAAGUAAGCACAGUGAAGGAGUCAUGAGGAAUUAUGAUAAAACCAAUGGAAGUAAGCCAAGUGGAUCUGCUCAGGCACAAAGUAGGAGCAUUGGCUUUAAAAAAAUUAAUGACCACAUUGUCAAAGUCAAUGAGAAAAAUUGUCUUACCAAACACUACCGUCAAAGUGGACGUACAUCUAAAGAAGUCAAUUUAACCGACGAGGUGAUGGAGUCACUGGCUCUUAGUGAAUCUAAUGACAGCACUAGCAGUGAAGAUGGACCCAACUCUCAGCCUCACAGUCCAUUUCCUCAUUAUCUUUCAAGGCACACGGAUCACAAAGAUCAGAGUCUGGAUCUGUCGGAUGGCGACUACGCUAGUGAUGCUCCGAGUGAGACUCGAUUCAAUGAAGAACAUCGCACUUCAACUCCUAUGUCUAGUUCUUCGAGCUUCAGCAGUGAUUCUGAGCUCAAGAGCUUAGAGGAGUCUAUGGCUAACCACUCCAAGAAAACAGAAGAAAGAAGGACCAACAGUGAUUUUAGACCACCUUCUGCUCCUGAACCUCUCAGAACGACAUUUCCAAAAGUCAAGGUUACUCCAGAAGACAUCACACACGGCAUGGAGCAAGAGAAACCACAUACUUUAAUCAGGUCGAAGAUGGAAGAGCAUGGUUUUAAUGGCUGCAGACCUUUGCUCAGGCUUAAGAAAGAACUUCAGGAACCUCAGGAUCUGAGAGAGCAGAUCUCAUCUCUGAAGCAGCAGCUGAUGGAGAGGGAGUCUCACUGGUCACAGGCCCACAGUCUCCUCCAGAGCCGUGUGGAAGCCCUUACCCGAGAGAACCAGGAGCUUCACAGCAGGCUCAAUGUGAACAAGAAAUCGCACCAGAGUGCUGGUUCCUUUGCUCCUCAGGCUGGAUCAUACAGCGCAGUGAGAUUUGAGAAAAGCAGAGAGGAACCACAGAAGACCCCUCAUGUUAGGAGCGCAACUCCAGCCUUUAACAAACCCACCAUCCAUAAGACACAACAGAUCGAUUCAUUUGCUAGGACCCAUACAACUAGUUCAGCUAAACUCAAUUCCUAUAAACCCGUUGAGGCAAAUAAACGCUCUGUUACCAAAGCUAAUAGGAUAACUGAAUGCACAGCCGGCUCUUUGAGAAAGAAUUCUGCACUUUACACUGACAGUCCACAGAACAAUGGCAUGAUUACACAAGGUGGAAAGGGAAGUUUGUUUUAUCAUCAUACUGACUGCAAUGAUGCACAAAUGGCAACCCAGGCCAGAAAAGACAAAGUACAGGAGGAAACUCACUAUCCAGAUGGAAGGGUUGAACGUCUUUUUUUGAACGGAUGUCGUGUGAUCACAUUUCGCAAUGGAACGAAGAAAGAGAUUGGUGUUGACAAGUCGAUCACUGUUACCUUCUUCAACGGAGAUGUUAAACGCACACUGGCUGAUGGGACUGUGAUAUACUACUAUUGUGAUGCCCAAACAACACACUCAACCUAUCCAUCUGGUUUGGAGGUUAUACAGUUUCCAAACAACCAAAGAGAAAAACACCAUCCUGAUGGCACAAGGGAAAUAUCCUUCCCGGAUGGCACCGUCAAGAUUCUCCACUCCGAUGGUCGAGAGGAAAGUGUUUUUCCAGAUGGAACUAUUGUCAAGAUAUCACAACAUGGUGAAAAGAUGGUGGAGUUUACUAAUGGGCAGAGAGAGAUCCAUACUUCACAGUACAAGCGGAGGAUGUACCCGGAUGGAACCGUUAAAACUGUCUAUACGAAUGGGAGGCAAGAGACAAAGUUCUCAUCUGGGAGGGUUCGCAUUAAGAACAAUGAAUGCGUCAUUAUGGACAAAAAGUGAAAUCAUUUUUAUUUUAUUUAUUUGUUUUUAUAUAUAUAUAUAUAUAAAUCAUCUAAACUCUUUGAUCUAAACAUAUCAAUAAAUUGUAAAUGACAAUUGGAUGAACUAAG
Molecule: messenger RNA, 3452 nt
Organism: Ctenopharyngodon idella (grass carp)
Lineage: Eukaryota; Metazoa; Chordata; Actinopteri; Cypriniformes; Xenocyprididae
Product: centromere protein J
Exons: 18
Coding region: 376-3342 (988 amino acids)
Biological process (GO): centriole elongation; cilium assembly
Cellular component (GO): nucleus; centrosome; centriole
Molecular function (GO): tubulin binding
Source: RefSeq, a predicted model, not a curated record